UCCACUUUGACUUGCUUCAAAUAACUGUAUGCGCAACGUUGAAUAUGUUAUAUCUUCUCCGCAUAUGAAAGGAGAGAUAAUUCGAACAUUUAGUGCUCCUCCUGGACACGACUAUUUCAAUACCUUUGAUGCUCGCAACGUAGUCUCGAAACAAACACAAACACGCAGCCGCAUACCAUGGGCGGACAAGCCUUUGCAAAGGCCGGCCCAGACGGAUCUGCCUUGAAUGUGCCGCGAAUGCCGACAUCUACCUAUCAGGCCUUGUCCUCAGAGAUCCAGCGGAAACUCCAGACCAUGUUUCGAAAUGUCGCUUUACCUCGAGAAGCACCUGGGAAAGCAGACCACGGCGACAUUGACGUGUUGGUCGAAGGGGCAAUGACUCAAUGGAAUCCGGAUACGCUCAAAGAGUUGCUUGGGGCCGAGUACUUUUACGACAACGGCGGCACCAAGUCCUACGCUGUCCCAUAUGCCGAUUCGCCUGACGAAUAUUUCCAAGUUGAUGUGGAGAUAUGUCCAGGCGAGGGAACUCCUGAUAGUACUGAUCUCUUCAAGUGGACGCUCUUCCUCAAGUCCGAUUCGGACCUAUUGCAGAUAAUCGGCAUUUGCCACAGGUCCCUUGGGAUCAAAUGCAACGACAGGGGCCUUCAUCUUCGAGUACCAGAAAUCGAGUCGUAUAACAAGAAGAAAUCCCUCCUGUUCCUUACCAGAGACCCAGACGAGGCAAUGAAGUUCUAUGGACUCGACACAGCAAAGUACUGGGAGGGGUUUCGCGACGAGGAAGAGCUGUUUGAGUGGGUUGCGAAUGGCAGGUUCUUCCACCCCUCCAUAUUCGAUACUCGACAGGAGAAGGCGAACGAUCGAGCUCGCCAGAGGAAGCGCCCGAUGUACAGCAGGUUCGUAGAGAACUUUAUGCCACGUCGUAUCGAAGCCGGCUCAGAGAACGAGCCCUGGACUCCCGAACAGGUUCGCAAAGAAGCUCUGGACACGUUCGGCAAGCACAGAGAAUACGAGGAGAUGUUGGCUGAGCACAGAACUCGAGAACGGGACAUUGCUAUCUGGGAGCGUGUGAAGGAGGCUCUUCCGGUUCAGGGGAAGCAAUUGACUACGGCACUAAGAUCAUUGCGCCGCUGGGUUGACUUCAAGGAUGGUCACCCUUUUAUUACGUCUGAAGCCAUGAUUACGGAACAACCUCUUUGGGGAGCUGCCGUCGUCGAUGAGGAACUUGUACUGAGUUGGGUGAGGGAAAAUUGGGAGCAAGUGAAGAAGCUGGAGAGAGCACGCGUGGUAAGUCUGGAGCAGGGGUGCUUGAGAUAUGGAAAGACGAUAGAGUACACGGCUAUGUAUAGAGUAGAGUGAGGCGGGAGAAUAAAGACAAGGCCCACAUCGAAGUCGAGACGAGGAGAGUUGACACAGACGCUGAGAGGACGAAAGGAGCAUGCA
Westerdykella ornata is the source of this 1440-nucleotide messenger RNA. RefSeq lists its product as uncharacterized. The record is from RefSeq and is a predicted model, not a curated record. NCBI's taxonomy places the organism in Eukaryota, Fungi, Ascomycota, Dothideomycetes, Pleosporales, Sporormiaceae. The transcript has 2 exons. Bases 178 to 1356 code for a protein of 392 amino acids.